Pollicipes pollicipes is the source of this 471-nucleotide messenger RNA. Its product is annotated as cuticle protein 7-like. Gene Ontology annotation, cellular component: extracellular matrix. The record is from RefSeq and is a predicted model, not a curated record. The coding region runs from base 1 to 471 and encodes 156 amino acids. Lineage: Eukaryota; Metazoa; Arthropoda; Thecostraca; Pollicipedomorpha; Pollicipedidae. The transcript has 5 exons.
AUGAAGACGCUGGGCUACAAGUCCGCUCCGUCACCCUACCACCCGGCCCCCUCCUACAAACCGGCCUUUUACCACCCGGACCCCCAUUACAAGGAGGAGGCCAAGCCGUUCGCCUACGACUACGCUGCCCCUGCCUACAAGCCUGUCCACAAGCCUGCUUACAGCAAUCCCGCUCCGGCCCCCCACCACCCGGCACCCUCGUACAAGCCGGCCUCUUACCACUCGGAGGACCAGUACAAGGAGGCGGCCAAGCCGUUCGCCUACGACUUCGCCGUCAACGACCAUCACACUGGCACCAACUUCGCAAAGAAGGAGGAGAGCGAUGGCCACAACACCCAGGGAUAUUACUCGGUGGCUCUGCCCGACGGCCGUGUCCAGCACGUCAAGUACGUCGCUGACAACUACGGCGGCUACAACGCUGAGCUCUCCCACCCCGGCAUACAAGGCUUCGGCAUACUAGUCAACCACUGA